CUGCUCAGUUUGCGGGCUGACCUUCGAGGAGCUGAGCUUUGAUGGAGGACCACAUGACGGGGCACAACAAGGAGAAGCGUUAUGAGUGCGACAUAUGUGGCAAGGCCUGGCAGAGCCCGUGCCAGUUGGAGACCCAUCGGCGGGUGCACACGGGAGAACGUCCCUUUGACUGCUCGGAGUGCAGCAAGAGCUUCACCAGCCCCAGCCAGUUGCUGCAGCAUAACCGUGUGCACUCCGGCGAGAGACUCUUCACCUGCUCCGACUGCGGCAAGAACUUCAAGACGGCGAAUCACCUGAAGAGACACCGGCAGAAGCACACGGGCGAGAAGCCCCAUAGCUGCUCUACCUGCGGCAAGAAUUUUGCCUGGUUGUCGGGGCUGCGGGAACACCGGCGGGUGCACAGCAGUGAGCGGCCCUUCACCUGCUCCGACUGCGGCAAAGGCUUCAAGUCGUCGCCGGACCUGAAGGUGCACAGGCGCGUGCACACCGGGGAGCGUCCCUACACCUGCAGUGACUGCGGCAAGGGCUUCACCCAGUCCAGCAACCUGCUGGUGCACCAGCGCACCCACACCGGCGAGCGCCCCUACACCUGCACCCAGUGCGGCAAGGGCUUCACCCAGUCCAGCAACCUGCAGGUGCACCAGCGCACCCACACCGGCGAGCGCCCCUACACUUGCGCCCAAUGCGGCAAGGGCUUCACCUCCUCCAGCAGUCUGCUGUCCCACCAGCGCACACACACCGGCAAGCGCCCCUACACCUGUGCCCAGUGCGACAAGGGCUUCACCCACUCCAACAGCCUGCUGGUGCACCAGCGCACCCACACCAGCGAGCGCCCCUACACCUGCACCCAGUGCGGCAAGGGCUUCACCCGCUCCAGCAACCUGCUGGAGCACCAGCGCACCCACACCGGCGAGCGCCCCUACACCUGCGCCCAGUGCGGCAAGGGCUUCACCCACUCCAGCAGCCUGCUGGUGCACCAGCGCACCCACACCGGCGAGCGCCCCUACACCUGCGCCCAGUGCGGCAAGGGCUUCACCCAGUCCAGCAGCCUGCUGGAGCACCAGCGCACCCACACCGGCGAGCGCCCCUACACCUGCGCCCAGUGCAGCAAGGGCUUCACCCAGUCCAGCAGCCUGCUGGUGCACCAGCGCACCCACACCGGUGAGCGCCCCUACACCUGCGCCCAGUGCGGCAAGGGCUUCACCCGCUCCUCCAGGCUGCUGGCCCACCAGCGGGUGCACGUCGGCGACUGUCCCGUCCCCAGCCCGGUGUGUGGAGAGCGCUUUACCAUGGCCUCCCACGCCCUGUCUCACCAGCGCAUGCACACCAGUGGCCAGCCCUAUGACUGCCCGUACUGCGGUGAGGAGUUUGACAGCUCGCGGGGGCAGUUGCGGCAGCACCGGCGGACUCACGCCGGCGAACAAGACUCUGUGUGCGCUGAGUGUGGCAAGGGUUUCACCCGCCUUGACAAACUGCUGGAGCACCGGCGAGUCCACACCGGCCAGCGUCCUUAUGAGUGUGAUGUGUGUGGCAAGACUUCGCAGAGUCCGAGCGAGCUGGAGAUCCACCUGCGGGUGCACACGGGAGAACGCCCCUUCGACUGCUCGGAGUGCGGCAAGAGCUUUACCCGCUCCAGCAGCCUGCUGCGGCACAACCGCGUGCACUCCGGUGAGAGGCCCUUCAUCUGCUCCGACUGCGGCAAGAGCUUCAAGACGGCGAGUUACCUGAAGAACCACCGGCAGGUGCACACGGGCGAGAAGCCCUAUUGCUGCUCCACCUGCAGCAAGAGCUUUGCCCAGUUGUCGGGGCUGCGGGAGCACCGGCGGGUGCACAGCAGUGAGCGGCCCUUCACCUGCUCCGAUUGCGGCAAAGGCUUCAAGUCGUCACCAGACCUGAAGGUGCACAGGCGCAUGCACACCGGGGAGCGGCCCUACAUCUGCAGCGACUGCGGCAAGGACUUCACCCACUCCAGCAACCUGCUGAAGCACCAGCGCACCCACACCGGCGAGCGCCCCUACACCUGCACCCAGUGCAGCAAGGGCUUCACCCAGUCCAGUCACCUGCUGGUGCACCAGCGCACCCACACUGGCGAGCGCCCCUUCACCUGCACCCAGUGCGGAAAGGGCUUCACCCGCUCCAUCGGGCUGCUGUCCCACCAGCGCACCCACACUGGCGAGCGUCCCUUCACCUGCGUCCAGUGCGGCAAGGGCUUCAUCCGCUCUGACAGCCUGCUGGAGCACCAGCGCACCCACACCGGCGAGCGCCCCUACACCUGUGCCCAGUGCGGCAAGGGCUUCACCCAGUCCAGCACCCUGCUGAUACACCAGCGCACCCACACUGGCGAGCGUCCAUACACCUGCGCCCAGUGCGGCAAGGGCUUCGCCCACUCCGGCAACCUGAUGAAGCACCAGCGCAACCACACUGGCGAGCGUCCCUAUUCCUGCGCACAGAGCGGCAAGGGCUUCACCUGCUCCACAAAGCUGGUGUCCCACCAGCGGGUGCACGCCGGCGACCGUCCCGUUCCCAGCCCGGUGUGUGGAGAGCGCUUUACCAUGGCCUCCCACGCCCUGUCUCACCAGCAUAUGCACACCAGUGGCCAGCCCUACGACUGCCCGUACUGCGGUGAGCAGUUUGACAGCUCGCGGGGGUUGCGGCAGCACCGGCGGACCCACACCGGCGAGCAGCUGCUCCCACUGUGACAAGAGAGCAUUGGGGUUGCGGCAGCACCAGCGGAUACACAUCGGAGAGAGACCCUUUGUGUGCACUGAGUGUGACAAGGGUUUCACCCGCAUGUCCAGCCUGUGGCAGCAUCGGCGCACCCACAGCGGUGAGCGUCCCUUCACCUGCCCGUCCUGUGGUAAGGGCUUCACCCGCCUUGACCACCUGCUGGAGCACUGGCAAGUCCACACCGGCCAGCACCCCUUCACCUGCCCGCUCUGUGGCAAGGCCGUUGCCCGCUCCUCCAGCCUGCUGGCAUACCGCCGCGUGGAUAGAUAGGCGCUGUUUAUGCAGACACAAAAUGGUGGAAGGAAUGGGUAACGCUUCGGGUAGUUUCUUCAGUCACCCAUUCCAUCUCUCCAGAGAUGCUGCCUGUCCCGCUGAGUUACUACAGCACUUUGUGCCCUUUUUUGUAAACCAGCAUCUGCAGCUCCUUGUUUUUAAAACUAUUCUGGUUAACCAUCUCUGCACCUUCCCCAAAGCCUCCACAUCAGUCCUGUAAUGGAGUGACCAGAACUGUAUGCAAUACUCCAAAUGCUACCUGACCGACGUCCCUUAAAGCUGCACAUAUACAUUCCUCUUUCCUUAUCUCACACCUUAUUAGAUCCUUAUUUUCUCUCGCCUCUGUCACUUAUUUCACUCAUCUACCAAUCGCCCCCUCAUCUGUUAACAUCGUGUCAGUGUGAAGCAGUGUCCUGUUCCGGAAUGUCAUCUAUCCUUGUUCUCCAGAGAUGCUGCCUGACCCGCUGAGUUACACCAGCACUCUGUGAAACGUCACCUAUCCUUGUUCUCCAGAGAUGCUGCCUGUCUCACUGAGUUACUGCAGCACUUUGUGUUAGAGUCAUAGAGUGAUACAGUGUGGAAACCGGCCCUUUGGCCCAACUUGCCCACACCGACCAACAUGUCCCAGCUACACUAGUCCCACCUGCCUGUGUUUGGUCCAUAUCCUUCCAAUCUUGUCCUAUCUUGUGUUCCAUACAAGAUUCCAGCAUCUGCAGUAUCUUGUGUCUCCCUCACGAAUAUCCACCUAUCACUUCUGAAGAAGGGUCUCAAACUGAAACAUCACCCAUUCCUUUUCUCGAGAUGCUGCCUGUCCAGCUGAGUUACUCCAGAAUGUUGUGUCCACCUAUCACUUGCCAGGCUUUGUCCAGCCCCCAUCUCCCUUUUCCAGCUUCCUCCCCCACCCUCUCCACUCAGUCUGAAGAAGGGUCCUGACUCAAAACGUCAUCUGUCCAUUCCCUGUGAAGCGGUGGAGGAACUCAGUGGGCAAGGCCGCACCUGUAGAGGGAAGGGAAUCUAAGGCGAACACUCCCACCUCUCCUUUCCAACUUUCUCCACUGCCCCACACCAAGCAGUCUGAAGAAGGGUCCUGACCUAGAAUGUUGCCUGUCCAUGCUCUCCAGAUGUGAUAGCUACUGCAGGAGAUUGUGUCUCUCUUUCUAAACCAGCAUUUACGUUUGUGAAGAGGAAACAAAUGAUUAAGACCAAAGUUGGACUCUUGAAAACUGAGAAAGGUGAAUUUAUUAUGGGGAACAAGGAAAUGCCAGAUGAGUUGAACAGGUACUUUGGAUCCGUCUGCACUAAAGAGGCCACAAACAAUCCUCCUGAUGUACUUGAGGCAAGAGGAUCUAGGGUGACGGAGGAACGGAAGGAAAUCCGCAUUAAGCAGAAAAUGGUGUUGGGUAGACUGAUGGGACUGAAAGCUGAUAAAUCCCCAGAGCCUGACGGUCUGCAUCCCAGGGUACUUAAGGAAGUGGCUCUAGAAAUCUUGGACGCAUUGGUGAUCAUUUUCCAAUGUUCUAUAGAUUCAGGAUCAGUUCCUGUGGAUUGGAGGGUAGCUAAUGUUAUGCCACUUUUUAAGAAAGGCGGGAGAGAGAAAACAGAAUUAUAGAUGUUAGCCCAGGGGUGGGGAACCUUUUCAUGUUGGAAUGCCGCACUAAGUUAGCUGUAAUCUAAUAAGACCGCAUGCAUGAAACUUCAAUUAGAUAUAGUUCAAAAUGUACUGUAUUUUGUAAAAAUCUAACUAAUAUGUACUAACUUCAAGAAAAUGAAAAAACAUUGUUAAUUCUAAAGUUAACUAACUUUUUGAUGACUUUGGUGUGACUGUUUUUUGUGGGAAAGCAUUUGAAUAUUUGGUUGCAGCAAAUGGAGGUACGCAGUUUCAGCUGAUCUUCUAGAUGGGUAUCUGUCAAUUGUGACCUUAAGGGCGUCUUAAUUUGGGUUAGAUAGAAGAACAUAGAUUCGCAGCAAUAAGUGGUUGAAAAGCAAGAAAGCAUUUUUCGUGCAUGUUGCCGAAGACGUGGGUAUUCUAUUGCAUUUUCCCAUAUUUCAAUUGGAUCAUAUUUCCCAUAUUUCAAUUAGUAAAGACGUUCCCCCUCAUGUUACCCCUAAACUUCUGUCCCUUAAUUCUCAAGUCAUGUCCCCUUGUUUGAAUCUUUGAACCAUUACUCUCUGGCAUCUCCCGUUCAGCCACUGUUGAAUCCAUCUUGCUACUCCACCAUUAAUACCCAACCAUUGAACCUUCUUAACCAACCUUCCAUGAGGAACCUUGUCAAAGGCCUAACUGAAGUCCAUAUAUACAACAUCCACUGCUUUACCCUCAUCAAUUUCCCGAGUAACCUCUUCAAAAAAUUCAAGAAGAUUAGUCAAACAUGACCUUCCAGGCACAAAUCCAUGUUGACUGUUCCUAAUCAGACCCUGUUUAUCCAGAUGCUUAUAUAUAUUAUCUCUAAGUAUCCUUUCCAUUAAUUUGCCCACCAGUGACAUCAAACUAACAGGUCUAUAAUUGCUAGGUUUACUCUUAGACCCCUUUUUAAACAAUGGAACAACAUGCGCAGUACGCCAAUCCUCUUGUACUAUUCCCGUUUCUAAUGACAUUUGAAAUAUUUCUGUCAUAGCCCCUGCUAUUUCUACACUAACUUCCCUCAAUGUCCUAGGGAAUAUCGUGUCUGGACCUGGAGACUUAUCCACUUUUAUAUUUCUCAAAAGUGUCAGUACUGCCUCUUCUUUGAAUCUCAUAGAGACAACAACUAGGUGAGGUUGAAAUGCUCAUUUGAAUGCUAAAAGAUGCUAAUUUUGUUGAAUCUUCUUUUACUCUUUGGUAUUUUAAAUACGUUCAUUUAAAGAUUAAAAUUAAAAUAAUAAAAGACGAAUAAAAACAUAUUAAUAAAAAUAAAAGGAUUUGUUCUACAAAAUUUUGAUUCAUUCAAAAGGCCGCACUUAGUGGCCUAAAAGGCCGAAGGUUCCCCACCACUGCGUUAGCCUGACAUCGGUGGUGGGGAAGAUGCUGGAGUCAAUUAUUUACAAAGGGGAAAUCAUGCUUGACUAAUCUUCUGGAAUUUCUUGAGGAUGUAACUGGGAGAAUAGAUAAGGGAGAGCCAGUGGAUGUAGUGUACCUGGACUUUCAGAAAGCAUUUGAUAAGAUCCCACAUAGGAGAUUAGUGGGCAAAAUGAGCACACAUGGUACUGGCGGUAGAGUGCUGACGGAUAGAAAAUUAGUUGUCAGACAGGAAACAAAGAGUAGGGAUUAACGGAUCCCUUUCAGAAUGGCAGGCAGUGACUGGUGGGGUACCGCAAGGCUCGGUGCUGGGACCGCAGCUAUUUACAAUAUACAUCAAUGAUUAAGAUGAGGGGAUUCAAAAUAACAUUAGCAAAUUUGCAGAUGACACAAAGCUGGGUGGCAGUGUGAACUGUGAGAAGGAUGCUAUGGGAUUGCAGGGUGACUUCGACAGGUUGGGUGAGUGGGUAGAUGCAUGGCAGAUGCAGUUUUAUGUGGAUAAAUGUGAGAUCCACUUUGGUAACAGAAACAGGAAGGCAGAUUAUUAUCUAAAUGGCGUCAAGUUGGGAAAAGCGAAAGUACAACUGGAUCUGGGAGUCCUUGUUCAUCAGUGACUAAAAGUAAGCAUGCAGGUACAGCAGGCAGUGAAGAAAGCGAAUGGCAUGUUGGUCUUCAUAACAAGAGCAGUUAAGUAUAGGAGCAAAUAAGUCCCGGUAGGCGG
Messenger RNA from Leucoraja erinaceus (little skate), 6716 nucleotides. RefSeq names its product zinc finger protein 850-like. The transcript is spliced from 3 exons. The record is from RefSeq and is a predicted model, not a curated record. Lineage: Eukaryota; Metazoa; Chordata; Chondrichthyes; Rajiformes; Rajidae. Gene Ontology annotation, biological process: negative regulation of transcription by RNA polymerase II; regulation of immune system process; regulation of cytokine production. Bases 42 to 2699 code for a protein of 885 amino acids.